Molecule: messenger RNA, 2174 nt
Organism: Python bivittatus (Burmese python)
Lineage: Eukaryota; Metazoa; Chordata; Lepidosauria; Squamata; Pythonidae
Gene: KANSL2
Product: KAT8 regulatory NSL complex subunit 2
Cellular component (GO): NSL complex
Source: RefSeq, a predicted model, not a curated record
GGGACUCAGAGCGCGAGGAGGAAGGUAAGAUGGCGGCCGCCGCCGCGAUGACCAAAGAGACAUUGGCAUGAACAGAAUUCGCAUCCAUGUUUUGCCUUCAAGUCGGGGGCAGCUCACUCCUGUGCCAAGGCUGCAAGAAACCUUGUCCUGUGCCUUUGCUCACCGUCCAUGCUCUCAGCCUCGUUUGGAGGGACUCGAGUUCUGCAUUAAGCACAUCCUUGAAGACAGGAAUGCACCCUUCAAGCAGUGCAGCUAUAUUUCUACUAAGAAUGGGAGGAGGUGCCCAAAUGCAGCUCCCAAGCCUGAGAAGAAAGAUGGUGUGUCAUUCUGUGCUGAACAUGCUCGCAGAAAUGUGUUGGCCUUACAGGCUCAGAUGAAGAAGUCUAAUCCUAGCCCUGUGAGAGAGUCUCUUCUCUGUCAGCUGAGUUCCUAUGCCAAGACGGAGCAGGGUUCACAACCUGCGGAAAAUAACCGUAGUGAAGGCAGCAGAAUAUUGGAUGAAGACAGCUGGAGUGAUGGAGAGCAGGAGCCUCUCACUGUGGAUCAGACAUGGAGAGGUGACCCUGACAGUGAAGCAGAUAGCAUUGAUAGUGACCAAGAGGAUCCCUUAAAACAUGCUGGUGUGUAUACGGCUGAGGAGGUGGCGCUGAUCAUGCGGGAAAAACUGAUCCGGCUACAAUCUCUGUAUAUUGAUCAGUUCAAACGGCUUCAGCACCUCCUGAGAGAGAAGAAGCGCCGGUAUUUGCACAGCCGGAAGGUGGAACAUGAAGCCAUAGGUAGCAGCCUCCUGACAGGCCCAGAGGGCCUCCUGGCUAAAGAACGUGAAAACCUGAAGCGGCUGAAAUAUUUGAGGCGGUAUCGACAGCGCUACGGUGUGGAGGCUCUGCUGCAUCGGCAGCUGAAGGAACGCAGAAUGUUGGCUACAGAGGGUGCUGCCCAGCAGGCACACACUACCCGUUCUAGCCAGAGGUGUUUGGCCUUUGUAGAUGAUGUUCGAUGUUCCAACCAGUCUCUCCCAAUGACAAGACAUUGCCUUAUUCAUAUUUGCCAGGACACCAAUCAACUUCUAUUUAAAUUGUGCCAAGGGUCAGAAGAGGCGCCCUGCAGCAAACCAGUGCCUGUAAACCUUUCCGAAGAUCCCUGCUGCCCGCUCCAUCUGCGGCUGCCACCUCAGAUGUAUGUUCCUGAGCAGGUACUGUGUGUUCCUGAGGAACUGGAAGCUGCUUCCACGGAUCUGUACCUGAGUGCAGCUGAACUCCGCCCCACAGAGAGUUUGCCACUGGAGUUCAGCGAUGAUUUGGAUGUUGUUGGAGAUGGUAUGCAGUGUCCUCCUUCUCCCCUUCUCGCUGAUGCUUCUGCUGCCCUUGAGAACCAACUGACCAAAAAUAUGGCUGAAGCUCCCAUAAAUGUGCGCUCAGAUGAAGACAUAGCUCGACAAGGACUUCCAACACAGGCAGGAAGGGGAGUUUUUCCCAGACAAAUUACAUCUCUUGUGUCAGAACCUCCACAAGAGCUAUCAGUGCAGAAUAUGCAGCAUCUUGUGACAAGUGGAUCAAGGCAGGAGGACAGUAAGAAAGAACCACCUGCAACCAAUGGGAAUUCAGAACCAGCCCCUAUCAACUGAGAGAAGAGAUUAACGUCUCCCUGUCUGAUAAAGCAUCUGCUGUUCUUGAAAUCUUUCUGGCUUCCAAUGUUUUGCCAUCUCUCUAUUAAAUCUUGCCCAGAUUUAAUGUCUGUCUAGAAAACCGUGUGGAAGGCAGCUUUAGCAUGUUUGAGUGACUUCUUUCAGAUCUCAUUCAGUGAAUGCCUUUUGGCUUCUGGUAUAAAUGGAGAGAAAACACAGGAAAUCUUAAUACUGAAUUAAUACAAAAAGCAAAAGCCUCUGCCUUAUUCAUAGUCACAGGCUCUGAUAAGAGGAAAUGGCUUAGAGUAUUUUCCACAGUUGAAAUAUUGGGAGUGUAUUUGAGGUCACAGGCUGAGCCAUGCUAAAAGCAGAGCUCUUUAUUAUCUGUACUGUAUACUAGCCUGUUAAUGUAUAAUGUGCAAUGGCUACACAGCUGGAUUUUCCCCCCUUUCUUUUCCUUUAGCACUGAAGCCUGUAUAAGCAAUUUUCCACCUCUACAUUGUAAUGUGUACAAAUCCCCUAUAGUAUAAAAAUAAAAAUACUGGAUACA